GCCCGUGGCGAGCCGGGCUCCCGUGGCCGCGUGCUGGGGCGAGGCUGGCGUCCCGUUAGGAAGAAUGGAGUUGGCGACCGGGUCUCAGGUCCCUAAGGAGGUGGCUGACAUCUUCAACGCCCCCAGCGACGAGGAGGAGUUCCUGGGCUUUGCAGAUGAGGUUCCCAUGGAAACCCUCUCGCCAGAGGGGAGCCGUGAUAGCUUUGACUCGCUGGGGUCCCCGGCACAGGGGUGUGUUUUCGCUUCGGCAGGACGUGCGUUUCCGCUCCACAUACUUCACGGAAGAGCUGAGAAGGAUUUUUGUGGAGGACACCGACUCGGAGAUGGAAGAUUUCGAAGGCUUCGCGCCGAGCGACGUCAGCGGGAGCAGCGGCGCGGAGCUGGGGGAGUCAGAUUUGGGCACCGACAGCUCAGCGUCGGUGGUGAGUGAGGAGGAGGAGGAGGAGGAGGAGGAGGAGGAGGAGGCGGCCCCCCGGCGGCGGCGCAGGUCUGGACGAAGCAGCAUUGGUCUUCGAGUGGCCUUUCAGUUCCCCACCAAGAAGCCGGCGAAGCGGCCCGAGCGGAGCCCUUCCUCAGAGCCCUUGGGCCCCGGCCCACGCUCCCAGGACAAGCAGGCGGUGGCCCCGGGCCGGAAGAAAAGCUGCAGGCCGGGGAGGGACAGGGAGGAGUCGGCCUCGGAGUCCGAGGAUGAGGAGGGCCAGGAGAGCUCAGACGCCCUGCUGAAGAGGAACUUGAACAUCAAGGAGAACAAGGCCGUGCUGGCCCGGUUAUUGGCAGAACUGAACUCGAUGCCGGAUUUCUUCCCUGUACGGAGCCCGGCCUCAGCGUCUAAGAAGAGGACGACGACGCGGCGCGCCUUGUCCGAGGGACAGCUCCCCCGGCGCGUGAACCCAGCCCGCAGCGCCCGGCCACCCGAGCGCUUUGCCCUGGAGAGCUUCACCGUGUCAGCCGCUAAGUUCGCAGAGGAGUUCUGCAGAAUCAGGAGAAGGAAGACCAUCAGCGGGGGCAGAUGCCAGGGGUACAGGCGCCGGCACCGAGUGUCUUCCUUUCGGCCCGUGGAGGAUAUCACUGAAGAGGACCUGGAAAACGUGGCCAUCACCGUUCGAGACAAAAUCUAUGACAAAGUCCUGGGGAACACGUGCCAUCAGUGCCGGCAGAAGACCAUCGACACCAAGACCGUGUGUCGCAACCAGGGCUGCGGCGGCGUGCGGGGCCAGUUCUGCGGGCCCUGCCUGAGGAACCGCUACGGCGAGGACGUGCGCUCCGCCUUGCUGGACCCGGACUGGAUGUGCCCCCCCUGCCGCGGGAUAUGCAACUGUAGUUACUGCCGCAGGCGUGACGGACGCUGUGCCACGGGCAUCCUCAUCCACCUGGCCAAGUUCUACGGCUACAACAACGUUAAGGAGUACCUGGAGAGCUUACAGAAGCGGCUGGUGGAAGACAAUUAAGAGAGGCGGCAGCCAGCCAGUUCAGUGGAGAAGACAUGCAUACCGUUUGUGCCUACGAUUUCUUAUAGUUGUGUUUUUAUACAGCAAUGUCUUUGUAGAGUUCAGAGUUUCUAAAUACUAUUUUUAAAAAAGAGAUGUGUUUAUGUGCAUACAAGAUCUCAGGAAGUUAGCAGAGGACUCUAUGUAUAUAUAUUUACAUACGUGUUGUGUGCACUGAAUUGUUCGAAGUGUCUGCUGAUGGCAAAGCACAAUUUCAGUGGCAUGGAAGGAAGCUUCAGGUAAGUGGUGGAGGCGGCGCGGUUGCCGUAGGCCCUUGUGCAGUGAUCGGUGCUGCUCUUUCACGUCCCAGACAGAUAACUCUAGGUCAGGCCGUUACCCACCCUUCGGUUUUUGCCUUCUCAUCAUUAAGCACACUGAACAGGCGAGUGCCAGCGUUUUAUUGGACUGUGUACAACAGGGGGCCGUCAUAUCCUGCUGCUUCUGUUUUUAAGAGUUGGUCUUUAAUAUCUGAUAAGAACUACCAUGCCCCUCCCUGCUCUGUGUCCAGAUGAGACCUUGGAGGGAGGGGGGAGCUGGGCUAGGGGGAUGGAAGAGUCCCUCCCCUUCUCAUGUUUUAAGGACGGUGUUUUAAAAAGGGAAUGCACGUGCCCUUGUUAACACUAGGGGAGCCCCCCCCCCC
This is a messenger RNA of Lepus europaeus (European hare), 2127 nucleotides long. It is a transcript of the gene CDCA7L, whose product is annotated as cell division cycle associated 7 like. Gene Ontology annotation, biological process: regulation of DNA-templated transcription. Lineage: Eukaryota; Metazoa; Chordata; Mammalia; Lagomorpha; Leporidae. The record is from RefSeq and is a predicted model, not a curated record. The coding region runs from base 156 to 1448 and encodes 430 amino acids. The transcript is spliced from 10 exons. Gene Ontology annotation, cellular component: nucleus.